Molecule: messenger RNA, 900 nt
Organism: Morchella importuna
Lineage: Eukaryota; Fungi; Ascomycota; Pezizomycetes; Pezizales; Morchellaceae
Exons: 6
Coding region: 1-900 (299 amino acids)
Cellular component (GO): membrane
Molecular function (GO): lipase activity
Source: RefSeq, a predicted model, not a curated record
AUGGCAGACAAUACCGAAGAAUCGACCAAACAUUUCAGAGACGGUACCGACGUUUAUACAAAGCUCUGGAAGACCACUUCCGAGCCAGUUGCCCAUAUCUUCUUUCUUCAUGGAUUUUCCGAUCACUGCAAUGCGUAUUAUACAUUCCCGUCAUUUAUGGCCUCCCGUGGAAUUGAGCUAUUCUCGUUCGACCAGCGCGGCUGGGGACGUACUUCUCCCUUGAACAGCCAAUAUGGUCAUUCCGGUGGAACGUCACAAAUACUAGCCGACAUUGACGACCUACUCUCCAGCCGACUAGCAGAGCGCCCGAAUAUUCCUUGUUUCCUGGUUGGCCACUCGAUGGGUGGUGGUAUUGCAUUAACUUACGCACUCCAAGGUAGCCACAAAGAUAAACUCGCAGGAACUAUUGUGUGGAGUCCUAUGCUUGAGCUUGCAGAUAAGCCGCUGGCGCUUGCGGUCUACGCUGGCAAGUUUGGGGCUAGAAUUAUGCCAAAUAAGCAGAUGGUGCAGAAGUUGCCAGCGGAAUACAUGAGUAGAGACAAGAGCGUUUGUGAUGAUUUUGCCAAUGAUCCGCUGUGCCACGAUACCGGUACCUUAAUUGGUAUCUCAGAUAUGUUAACUCGUGGAGAGAAUCUUAUGAAAGCCAAUUUCAGCGCCGGCUUUACACCCGAUAAACCUAUCCUAGUCUUGCAUGGUUCUGGUGACAAGGUUACAAGUCACGAUGCUUCCAAGAAGUUUACCGAAGACUUGUUGAAAAUCAAGGAUAAAACAUUCUCCUCAUACGAUGGAUGGUAUCAUAAAAUGCAUGCGGAACCAGGCGAGGAUAGGAUAACAUUCGCGACGAAUGUUUCGGACUGGAUUCUCGCUAGAGCCACUCCUGGGGCAACAUCGAAAUUGUAA